GCAACAGUAGCAGCAGGAGCAACAGCAGUAACAGCAGCAGCAGCAGCAUCAUUAUCAGGAGCAACAGCAUCCGCAGCAGCAGUAGCAGCAGCAACAACAGCAGUAGCAGGAUCAUCAGGAGCAGCAUCAGCAGGAGAUGCAGCAGGAGGAGCAGGUGGAGGAGGUGCAUGAGGAGGCGAUGGGAGUCUCUGGCUGCCCCGUGCUGCCCCGUGAACAGUGCGGCUACUGGAGCUGCUACUGCGAGGAAAACGUCUGGAAGUUGAUCGAGCACGUCCGUGGGCGGGGGCGGACGUUGCAGGGACUCUACGCCGUCUUCAUAUCCAACGACGCGAGAACGGUGCCCUUGUGGAGACAGAGGUGCAAGCAAGGCACAGACGAACCUGUGCUCUGGGACUACCACGUGCUGCUACUGCUGCAGCACGCCGGAGAUGGCAGCAACAGCAGCAACAGCAGCAGCAGCAACAACAGCAGCAGCAGCAACAACAGCAACAGCAGCAGCAACAGCAACAACAGCAGCAACAGCAGCAACAGCAGCAGCAGCAACAGCAGCAGCAGCAGCUUGGUGUACGACCUGGACACCACGCUGCCGUUCCCCUGCACCCUCGACUCCUACGCCGCACACGCCCUGCGCUCGGACCGCGACCUCAAACGUCGCUACCGGAGGAGGCUGCGGGUGGUCCCUGCCGACACGUUUGUGAGGACGUUCGCGUCGGACCGCUCACACAUGCGUGACGCGCUGGGCCAGUGGAGGGCACCACCUCCACCACACCCGUGCAUCCACACCGAAGGCUGCGUCAUGAACCUGGACGACUUCGUGAGCAUGGACCCGUCCGUCGGCUACGGGGAAGUGCUCACCCUGGAGGACUUCGUGGAGAGGUUUCGGAAGCCGGCGCCGUCACCACCGCCGAGUUCGGAGCCUCGUUAACGGGGCUCGAAACGGUCGCGGCGUCGAGACGAAUCCGCCGGUCGCUCCCCGACGGUGCACGGCAAAGGGCAAGAUCGCCCCCCCCCGACCACGGCUACCGACCUCCUGUACACCAGGCGAGGUAGUUAACAUCUCCUAGCCACCGUGAUGAUGAUGAGAGAGACACGCAAACUCCAGAUAUACAGCAGCAGGCGUCGUCAGGGUCGGGAUCGAACCCACGACCUCCUGUACACCAGGCGAGGUAGUCAACAUCUCGGCAGCGCUUGCCGCACGGAACCAGCGGAGACGCUCCGAGUUCGGUUCCCCGCUCACGGCCACCAACGACCCACGGCGGAUAAUUCUAACCGGUCCCGGGGCCUCCCCCUAGGUCGACUCGGCCUCAAACGAGUCCUGCCCUGGCACGGCGGUGGAGUGUGUGGUGAGCAUCGCCACCGGGGAGACAUGGUGAGGGGCCUUCAUAGGCGCUGCUACUCGCCGCUAGCAGCACUUGGCCCAAGUCUGUUGAAGGCUACACGGGGGAUAUUUGCGUUUUGUGUGUGAGAGAAUGUACACACGACGGAAUUCUCAAAUACUUAUUUCCCUCAUUAAAAUGCAAAUCAAUUUAUAACAUUUUUGACAUGCGUUUUUCUGUAUUUUGUUGUUAUUCUGUCUCUCACUGUUCAAAUAAACCCACCAUUAAAAUUA
Messenger RNA from Lethenteron reissneri (Far Eastern brook lamprey), 1609 nucleotides. It is a transcript of the gene NTAQ1, whose product is annotated as N-terminal glutamine amidase 1. Gene Ontology annotation, molecular function: protein-N-terminal glutamine amidohydrolase activity; protein-N-terminal asparagine amidohydrolase activity. The record is from RefSeq and is a predicted model, not a curated record. Gene Ontology annotation, cellular component: nucleus; cytosol. NCBI's taxonomy places the organism in Eukaryota, Metazoa, Chordata, Hyperoartia, Petromyzontiformes, Petromyzontidae.